AUGUCUUCAUCGGAAAACGCUACGUCUACCAACUCCGACAACCAUGCGGUCCCCCGAGCGGAGCUUGAUAUCACCAAGCUCCAUGCGCUCCCCUCCGAACAACAGGACCUGUACCUCCUCACCUUCACCUCCGAUCUGGUUCAACACAUUUCCGGCCUCGAUAAGGCUCAAGUAUCGGCGCAGCAAAAGUUCUUGAAAAAGGAAUUGUUCAAGAUACUCACGCUUUCCUCGCCGACCAUCACGCGAGUAAUCCGCAAUAAUUUAGGCCGGUGUUUCGGGGCAAUCUUCAGCAAGGGUGACCGUGGCAUACUAUUUAAAACUGUUACCGAUCUACUAGGCCUCCUAAAUACGGGCAAGAGCGAUGCGGAAUUGAAGACUAGGUUUGCUGUAGCCCAUUGUAUGGGCGAGGUCUUUGCGGUCGCCGGAGAAAGUGUCUUUGCGCAAUCAGGCGUUGUUGUUGCAAGCUUGCUCAAAUUGCUUAAAGCAUCAAGCAACCACACUGGAUGUCGUGGGUCAACCUUUGCCGUCCUGCGAAAGGUCGUGGUCGGUACUGGAGUCCCCGUGGACGAAGCAACUGCGCGCGACAUCUGGAAACAAGCUCGCAAUGCCGCAGCCGGGGAUAAAUCGACGUUCGUUCAAGUACAUGCCUGUCGCUGCCUGGAGCAGUUAGUGAACACGACUCCAUACUUUGACAACACGAACGACUUUGACCAUCUGAAGACCUUGGUAUGGAAAGUCAUUGACAGCCCGGUGGCCCCGGUCAGACACGCGGCCGCGGCCUGCUUGGCUCGUGCGCUGGCCAAGUUGCAUGCUACCGAUACCCCAAUUAUCUCAGUCCCGAAGUCGAAGAAAGCAAAGAGACUAUCAAAAAAGCCGGCUGCUAAACCUGGCGAGGAUGAAGAAGAGGCCGAAAUUUCAGAAUCAUCUGCUCCCAAGAAAGCUGAGCCGCGUUUGUUCUUCCUCCUUCCUGACCUUCUUCGUCAGCUGUCUGCGCAGUAUUUACGGAGCACAACUUCCAACCGGGCCCGCGCAGGUAUCGCUAUCUGCUACAAGCAUGUUCUGCGAAUCCUUGGGGAUAAGAUCAUCGAGGAACGUUAUGGCCAAAUCGCAAAUCAUCUGCUUUUCGAUAUUCUCAACCACCCUACCGUCACGUACAAUCGAUUCAGGCUUCUGAUGACCAGGAAGUUCGUCAAGAGUAUUCUGGAGGAUACUGUUGGCCGCGAAUCCCUCCGGGAAACUAGUCAACUCAAUGCGGCCAAGUGGCUAAUCAAUGAUGUUCUCAAGGAUUAUCCUCAAGUAAUCCAGGAACGCCGCGAGCCGAGCAAGCAUUCCCUCACGAGCGCCUUAAGUGCACUUUCUUCUUUGAUUGUGUCCCUUGGGUCUGCUUUUGGUACCCUGGCGGAAACUUGUCGCGAAGCUCUGCUCCAAGUCUUACCGCACCCCAGCUAUACUGUUCAGAUCCAUACAGCUCAAUGCCUACGAAACUUCGUCCUUGCGUGUCCGCAUCAGUUGUUGUCCUGUGUCACCAUUUGCUUGAAUAGCCUGAACCGAGAAGUGGGACAGCUGUCAACGCCUAGGCAGUCGCCGCGUCGCUGCAUCGGUUAUGCCAAUGGACUCUCUGCUAUGUUAAGUACAUCUCGAUUGCAGCCUCUUUAUGGUUCAGUUGAGGUGUUCUCGCGUGUGUUCACCCAGGCGACGGAUCUCCUGAAGACUAGUAGCAACUCGGAACUGCGUGCCGCCAGUACACAGAUUCAAGUCGCUUGGAUUCUGAUCGGAGGGCUGAUGCCACUCGGCCCUAGUUUUGUGAAGAUUCAUCUCUCUCAAUUAUCGCUGCUAUGGAAGAAUGCGCUCCCGAAACACCUGAGUCAAGAGAACUCUGGAAAACGCGGUAUACUGGAAUUGAGCUUCCUUGCGCAUGUGAGGGAGUGCGCUCUGAGUUCGCUGCUGGUGUUUAUGGAGUUCAACAGCAGACUUAUAACAGCCGACGGCGCGAAGAGAAUUGCCGUAAUGCUCCAAAACACGGUUGAAUUCCUGGACGAUCUGCCCCGCCAAAAGACUGCCAACGAACUUUCGCAACGACUUCACCCAUCAUUGCAACUUCAUGAUAUCGAGACCAUGGUCCGGCGCCGUGUUCUGCAGUGCUUUUCUAAGUUACUCCGGGUUCACCCUGUUAGCCAUGCCGAUGUUAUUUCUCAGUCUAGUUUAUUGAGCCUGGCCAUCUCGUCGUUUGCAGACCCCGACGCGGCCCAAGCUGGUCCACUGGAGAGCUCAAUCGCGGCAUCCACCGCGCAAUUUGAAACUUUGUGGGAUCUAUGUGAUAACUAUGGCUUCGGAAUGACAGGCCUGGCGAGGGAAUACGUGCGCGUGACUCUGACUGGCAAGCAUGGUACCGAUAAUGGUCCUGCUUGGUCGGCUGUUGAUUCAGCGGAUCAAGCUGUGGAUGAAGCUUUGACUUUCCCUAUAUGCCAAGCAAGCGAACAUGAUUCUUUGCUUUUAUACUCGAGAAGGGAAGAAGAUUCUCCCUUGGCUGAUCCCCAUUCCACCGGCGUUGUGAAUGCUGCCAUUGAGCUCUUUUCUGUUGCAAUUCCGUUGCACACCCCAAGGGUCCAGGAAGGUAGUGUAGAACAAAUCGCAACCUUCCUCUCAUCCACCAGUCUUCAGCGUAAUCCCGGGCGCAAGGCUGCUAUGGUCGUCAAUAUCGCUGUGGCACUACUCCAUGCUCUGAAGGUCUCCGUGAAAGAGACUGGUUCUACAUCUGGGAAGCUCAAUCCCGCGACUGAUAAAGUGUUGCAGGAACUUGUCCAGAAAUUCGUAACCGAUGCUGAUCUGACUGUUCGGACAAUCGGGGUUGAGGCACUCGGACGUCUUUGUGAGAGCUCUGGGACCGCUUUCACCAAUACACAGAUCAACUGGCUGGUCGACACCAUUGUGGAGAACCGCGAGCCCAAUACCCGUGCUGGCUGUGCUGCUGCCUUGGGUUGCAUUCAUUCCCAAGUUGGUGGUAUGGCAGCUGGCCUGCACCUAAAGACCAUUGUUGGUGUUUUGAUGUCCCUGUGUAGCGACCCUCACCCUGUCGUCCACUUCUGGGCUCUUGGUGGUCUAGAGAGAGUAGCAAACUCUGCCGGACUGACCUUUUCGCCCUUCGUCUCAAGUUCCCUCGGAAUGCUAGCCCAGCUAUACAACGCUGACACACACAAUGAGGAGGCUGCAGCCCUAGCGACUUCCAACAUCGAAAUGUCCUUCCUCACUCCUGUUGUGAUCAGUCGCUGUGUUGACUCCCUCAUCAACGUUCUCGGGCCGGAUCUUCAGGACAUUGCUAAAACACGCAACCUCAUCCUCACACUUCUUCGCCAGUUCCAGCUGGAGGACAACUCGGCUCUAGUCACUGAAAGCUCCAAAUGCUUGGAUCAUCUCUCCCUGUAUGCGCCGGGAUACGUUGAUUUCUCCGGAUAUGUAAAGCGGUUACAGAAUGAGCUCAGCGACGGCAACCCGUUGAUGAGGGAUGUGGCUAUUCGGGGACUGAGUAACCUCAUGAAGCGUGACGCUGGAGCUGUCCUCCGCACCGCCACUCCAACUCUUGAAGAGGAAAUUUGGCUUGCAUUCGAUGAUACUCCAGACUGCCCAAUCCUCAGAAGCAUGAUCCAGGAUUGGCUGCAACAAACGGCCCUCGUGGAGACGGAAUUGUGGAUCCAGCGCUGCCACAACACGCUGACCAAGACUCGUGUUAAAGUGGAGGAUAUUCCUCUAACAUCCGCAAUCAGGCCUACUGGAAAUGACAUGCCAGAUGAUGAGGUUGCAGGGUUUGCGUCCGCAAUUGCGGGUGCUGGCCAGACAGAAGAGGCAAAUGGCGCUGUCUCUGGCCAGGAGCUUCUGAAAUGGCAGACUCGGAAUUUCGUUAUGAGCUGUCUUAGCGAACUUUUGGCGAUUGUGCAAGAGGCAAUUCUGCCGGAUCAAACUAUUCCUGCUGAGCUUGCGCUGCAGCAGAAGGUUGGAGAUAUCGUCCGCAUGGCUUUCUCAGCAUCGACUGCCAAUGUAAUAGAACUUCGAGUCUGGGGACUGCGGAUUAUUGAUCAAGUUCUCAAAAUGUUUGGCAAGACACCCGACCCAGACUUUACCGAGGCAUCCCUUCUGGAACAGUAUCAAGCCCAGAUUGGAUCGGCUCUUACACCCGCGUUUGCCGCUGACUCGUCUGCGGAAUUGGCAUCAGAGGCCAUCAAUGUCUCUGCGACAUUCAUUGCUACUGGCAUAGUGACCAACGUUGAUCGAAUGGGCAGAAUCUUGAAGCUUAUGGUUCUAGGCCUUGAAAACUUCUCCAGUGAGUGCCAUAAAAAAAACCUUGACACUACCGAGAUUGGCGACCUCAAAGGUCUUAACCCGAAUGCUAGGGUCAUGGUCAAGAUGGCUUUGUACUCUGCCUGGGCACGGCUGCAGAUAGCCAGUGUUGAGCAGGACUACCUGAACCAAGUGGUUCAACCGUAUCUCAUGAAACUCACUCCGCUAUGGUUGUCUUCGCUCCAGGAAUAUGCUCGGCUGCGUUUCGAGCCAGAUAUCUCAGGAAGCUUGGGUACUGGCCCUAUGAGCGGGGACUUGGACGAGGUGUACGCGGCAUUGAAUCGGGAGACCCUCUUGAAGUUUUACCAAGACUCCUGGUUAAACCUUGUCGAUGCUAUUGCUGGCCUGGUUGAAAAGGACAUCGAUUUUGUCUUUGACGCAUUGGACGGCAAGUCGGAGUUGGAAGAAUCGGAGAAGACCGAGAAGGACGACGAGCAGAAAACUAACGAUGAGCCAAAGGGAAAGGGUGACAACAUCAACUAUCGUGAUGAGCCUGUUGCAUUCUUUUUCGUUCUGUUUGGUCUGGCAUUUGAAGCUCUAGUUGACCAGUCAACAACCCCAUCCCAGAGAUUGGAGAUUCUCCAGGCUCUUAAAAGGAUCCUGAGGCCAGUCAUCUCGGGGAAUGCGAUCUACCAGGAUGCGAUUUUCUCGGAGACUAUGGACUCUCUUGACCGUCUCGCGUUGACCGAAACAACUCCCAUCCAGAAUGUCAUCGUGGAAAUAGCACGGAACCUGUCCUUAGACCACCCUUCUGCCAAGGGCAGCGAGGGCCGAGACGAUCAUCUGUCCGACGACAUUGAGCAGCUUUUCGAGCUAACAAGAAGCAUAAUCCUCGUGCUUGCAGGGCUCCUGCCCAAUCUUCGCGAGUCCACACCUCUUGCACGAUUCAAUGUCGGAUCGGAUGAUGCCUUGUCCCUCAUCCGGCUUGCGCUCUCGUCGCUGGUUAAUGUUGCCUCGAUUUUCCCCUCAAUCAUCCGCAACGACCUCAACGCAUGCAUUUUGCACAUUUUCAGCACUAUCUUGGCGACUGGGCUGUGCCAGGCGGAGGUCGUGCCUCAGGCUCUACCGACUUUCAAACACUUCAUCAGCAGCGUAGCGAAUUCGCCCGAAGUCAGUCCAGAACACCCGGAAAACCGUAGCGUCGUCUCUCGCCAGUUGCGUGGCUGUCUUACACGCUUCCUCACUACCCUGACUUUUGCGCAACGACGAGAGUCCGAGUCCUCUCUCCCCUGCGCGAAGAACACUCUCCUUGCUAUUGCCAUUCUACUAACGAGCGGUGGACACAUUAUUCCACCUCAAGAUCCUGUGAUUUUCCGAGUUCUGGAUGAACUCCUGGACUGCCUUCAAGAUGUUGGACUUGCGAACGUUGCUGCUGGUUGCAUUCGCUCCAUUCUCCUGACCUCAAACCCGAGAUCCCCCACUAGCGAAGUGAUUGCCCGCUACCUGUUACCCCGACUCAUUGCCUUCUACGUCGGCUGUCCCACAGACAACGGUGACGUCCCCAGCGACCCGGAAAACUCCAAAACAGUCAUUGCGCGCACGCUCGUCGCAUGUGUCAGCAAUGCAGUAUUCCCUGCAAACGAGAUGCCCACCGCCAUCUCCCUAAUUAUGUCGACGCUUCUUUCUCGCGCAAAACGUGAGGGGCAGGCCAUCUAUCAGGAAACCGCCGUUCAUCUGCUGGAACUGGCUAAAGCCAAUCAGCUCGUGUUCCGAGCGCUCGUGGCUACUAUGAGUCCGGAGCAGAAGGCUCGACUCGAGGAAAUCCUCCGCAGUGCGGAAGCCGGUUUGGGAGCCAAUAAACAUGCCCGUGAGAGCACGCAGUCCAGCAGUGAGCAGCAAGCCAUGCCUAGUAUUGCGCUGAGGUUCGACUUCUAG
Messenger RNA from Aspergillus niger, 6207 nucleotides. RefSeq lists its product as uncharacterized. Gene Ontology annotation, cellular component: endocytic vesicle; membrane; Golgi apparatus. Gene Ontology annotation, biological process: endocytosis; intracellular protein localization; retrograde transport, endosome to Golgi. NCBI's taxonomy places the organism in Eukaryota, Fungi, Ascomycota, Eurotiomycetes, Eurotiales, Aspergillaceae. Bases 1 to 6207 code for a protein of 2068 amino acids. The record is from RefSeq and is a predicted model, not a curated record. The transcript is spliced from 6 exons.